CAGUCCGUACGCGCGAUCAAAGACCCAUAAGGACAUCGACAGCCCGCCUCACGCCUCACGCCGCCUCUUUUUCCCUGCGUCCAGUGUUCUUCCCGCAAUUGUCAACGUGCUUCUACUAAACCCUCCGAAUGCCCCUCCUCAGCCUUUUUUCAAUUCUUUUUUCCUGAACAGUGCUUCUGGACUCGAUAGAUUUGGGCCAUUUCAUUUCUCACAUUGUUACCCUGCCAUUUCCUCCUUUCUCUUCUGGGCUAACGUCAUCCAUGCCCAUCUAAUUUUUUCCCCUCUCGCUGGUCGAACCAUGCCCGUUGUGGAUGGACGACCAGUUUCCAGAUCAUGGGCCGGCACCAUCAUCUGAGACUUCCUGAGCACCUAUACCUUUCUCCUCCCACUCCUCCACAGUCUUCUGCUUCUGCCAACUACUUGACCUCUGCGUCUUCCUUUUUCGCGGUCAAUCGGGUCGUCUACUACCCUCCCGCAGCCGCUCUAUUUCAAGAGACUGGUCGCUCUACUGCGCUUGCCGUCGGAGACCGCAUCCCGGGCUUCAAAACUUCUGCUGCAUUCUUCAACACCUUACGAGCCAAUCUUGUUCUCGACCCCGAUUUCAACCCACCAUCCCUUCCCACGACUCCAGACGUCCUACGGCCGACAACGAUGACUUCCUCCGGUGGUCUCCCUCCUCCUUCACCUUCUCCGCUUGCACAUAGUGAGGAAAACACAGAAGACACGGCCGUCGUAGCCCGAAACCCGCUAGACUCGAUUCCCGAGUUGACCACGAAACCUGCACUCACCGAGGAUGACAAGGUCGAAGCCCUCCACCUUCUGGCCGAUUCGGUCGCGCAACAACGCCAGGUUGCUUCCAGUGCGAUAAUGUACCACCCACUCACGGCCGGCAUAUUCGUCCUCUUCUUCGGCUUGCUGUAUCAGUACAUGUACAAAGGCGAACGAUCCGACUGGAUGUUGAUCGGCACUACAAGUGCGGGCAUUCUAAUGUCCAUGCUUGUCACGAUCCGAUGGCUGACAGGCGGUUACAUCGACGAGGCCGAGAACAUCGGAACAUGGAAAUGGCUGGAACAGGGACGAAAAGACUACGACAGCGCCGCGGUCGGAGACGCGGACGACAUCCUCCUCACUCGGUACGGCGAUGAAGUCAUUGGGGCGAUCAUUGUGCGCGGACAGCGUGACACACCGGCAGGAAGUAGUCCCAGGAAACCGCGCAAAAAUGCACCGACGACAGGCGUGAUUCGCGGCUGGACCGUUCAGCGCCGCUAUCGUCGCAAGGGCAUUGGCCAGGGUCUGCUCGAGGAGGCUGUCAAGCUGUGCCAGACCAAGGGCUGGAGUGGACCGGAAUUCGCGGAGGAUCAUGCCAACAGUGCUCGUCUUGUGCCAGCGCCAUUCCAGGGCUUUCUCAAUAAGAGAGAACGCCAGGCGCGCGAGAUGUUGGAGCGGGUGAAAGAGGACUUGGCUCCGACUGCUGGGAAGAGAGGGAAGAGAUGAAUGACCUUCUCAUCUGACCUAGUUUUGCUGCUGUCUUUGGAUACCUGGAAUGGGGCCAUAUCCAAAGCCUGGUUUAUCUUCAUCUGAGCAAUUCUUGGAUACCCAAAUAUCACCUGCAAAUAGAAUAGUUAUAGUUUGAGCAGAAACGCCUUUCUCCUCAUUACGACCGCAACGCGGAGUUUGGCAUUCGUUCGUGGGUAAAUCUCGAGGAUACUUUGAUCGUCGAGUACUGCACAUAGACUUGUCCGACAGCGGACAGAUGCUUGAGAGAUCUGCCUUCACAACCUAGGCACACAGCUUAUCACUUGUCUGAAAAGUGAAAACCUCACCCUCAGACCCGAAGCAGGUCAGAUCCAGCUCAGGGUUUCUA
Messenger RNA from Exophiala xenobiotica, 1864 nucleotides. RefSeq lists its product as uncharacterized. The coding region runs from base 334 to 1494 and encodes 386 amino acids. The record is from RefSeq and is a predicted model, not a curated record. The transcript is spliced from 2 exons. Gene Ontology annotation, molecular function: acyltransferase activity, transferring groups other than amino-acyl groups. Lineage: Eukaryota; Fungi; Ascomycota; Eurotiomycetes; Chaetothyriales; Herpotrichiellaceae.